UUGGCCUCUGAUUUCAUUUCGAUCUGUUGUUGCUUCUACUGCUGCUAUAUCCUCUUUAGUCGUUAGGCUCUCUAGAAUUAAAGAAAAAUAAAUAGGGGUCGACGAUGAUUACUGUCUUAUUUAAUAUGGACUAAAUAUUCUCACCUUUAUAUCAUCAGCAAAGUUUGUCUCUGAUUAAUUCGAACGUUUGAUUUUGGCCGCUCACCAAUUCCCAGAAUAUGAGGAGCAUAAAUGUAACAAGCCACAACUCUAAUUGUAAUUUGGCUCCAGGAAUUCAGUACUGGAAGUACUUGGUUACUAAUGGGAAAUUCAAUACGAACAAGAUGAGCAAAAUUUCGUUUUGUGGACAUUCCAGUACUUCAACUGGAGGAUGGAGUUGUAAUUUCCAUCAAAAUGGUCGGAAAUCACAUAAUUAUAGGCAUAACUUUUCCAUAUCAUCUUCCCUGGACGAUCAUGCAAUCUCUCCAGAUGACUCAGAUGAUGGAGAUAGUGAUGGCAAAGAUCCAGAAUCUACCAAAGCUGACUCAAACGAUGGAGAUUUAAAUAAGGAAAUAUACAGUGGAAGUAUCAGAGAGAAUCUUGAAAGAAUUGUUGGGCAAGACGAUUCAACGUUUAGUGGGAUAGACCUGGCCACUCUUAUUAGGAACAAGUACGGCAGGUCUUAUGACGUUCAACUUAUAAAGAAGGAGUUCAUGGGAAGAAAUCUGCUGGCUCUAAACGUCAUGUGGAAGUACAGGGAGCAGAGAUCAUUUCCACUGACAGAAGAAGAGUAUAUAUUGAGGCUUGAUGACGUGGCAAACAACUUGAAAUGCUGGGGAGCUGUGUCACACAUCCGGAAUAGCCUCCAAAACUCCAAGGAGAGGCCUCGGAUAGGAAAGGCAGUCAGCAUUUUUAUAGAUAUGGACGAAUCAGGAGGCCGUGCAAAUGAAUGGAUUUACAAGUAAUCGAUCAAGCACAAUAUAGCCGAAUUCAACAAUGAAGGACAACUUUUACCUGAUUUUUUUUUUUUUUUUUUUGCUUGAAAUACCUGAAAUUAAUUACAAAUGU
Morus notabilis is the source of this 1047-nucleotide messenger RNA. RefSeq lists its product as uncharacterized. NCBI's taxonomy places the organism in Eukaryota, Viridiplantae, Streptophyta, Magnoliopsida, Rosales, Moraceae. The coding region runs from base 219 to 944 and encodes 241 amino acids. The record is from RefSeq and is a predicted model, not a curated record. The transcript has 6 exons.